Messenger RNA from Mercenaria mercenaria, 3655 nucleotides. RefSeq lists its product as uncharacterized. NCBI's taxonomy places the organism in Eukaryota, Metazoa, Mollusca, Bivalvia, Venerida, Veneridae. The record is from RefSeq and is a predicted model, not a curated record. Bases 81 to 1799 code for a protein of 572 amino acids. The transcript has 3 exons.
UAACAUUGCAGCGUAUUUAACCUUGGAGCGGUGCAAACAGAGCUACCAACAUCGGUAAAAAUACUUCGAAUGAAAUAAGCAUGAAGACGACCUUGUGUGUCUCAUUUUAUUUGUGUAUUGCAACUGUCAAUAGUUUCGUUUCAAAUGACUUUAAUCAUUUAGUGAAAGAAGUAUGCAGAGGCGAACAGUCAUGUAGCGAAGAAAAUAAAACCCUUCCGGCAAAUUCGUGUUGCCGUCCUUGUGAAUGCGAGGAUUUUUGCCAGGAAAAAGGAACGUGCUGUGACGGCAAUAGAACAAACCGAAUCGAAAAUGUAACAGCUCAAGUCUGCUUACUGGCCGGACUGGAAAGAUCGUCAAUCGACGGAAGAAAGACACAGCUUAAUCCAUACCUUGUUCGAGCACACUGUCCUGAAAGUUUCACCAAUCAUAGUACCAGAGAUAAAUGUGAAACGAGCACUCCAGAAAGUAUUGAAGAUGGCGUAUUCGUCUCUUCUAAAAAUGGCAAAAUUGUUUACAAAAACAGGCACUGCGCUCUAUGCCACGGUGAAGAAGACCCAAUUAUGUGGACAGUUGGUGUAGAUGAAAAAUGUGUCAGAGACGUAUUUUUGUCCAGAUCUGAUACUCAUCGUUCGCUAAAUGCGUCCUACAUCAACGAAAAACUGAUGACAUCAUGUACAAUAUCGUUUGACAGACCAAGUAUAACGGGCUGGAAACACGUGACAUGUGCCCAUGAAGGAAUGCUGAUUUCAAGUUGUCCGGAAAUGACGUCACAGAACCGCUCGUCUGGUAUUGAUAAGGAACUAAAUGAAUUAUGUUUGGAGGACAAAAGUGCGCUGUCCGUUUUCCACGGAUAUAAGUGGCAAUAUGCCAAUGUUUAUUGUUAUUUAUGCAAUGAACAAAAAGCUGCCAAAUGUGACACAGAAAAUCCUGAUAAGGUUUUACAAAGUAUUACCCUAUUACUAGACUUGUCGCUUCUGCGCAUGGGCAAGAUAUCACCGGAAGAGGAAGAGGAAGAAAAAGGACAUCAGUGUACCGGUCCUACUUUCUACGACGAACUGUUUGACACAUGCAGAGAAAUACGUUGCCAAAUGUUUGAUGUUGCCUCAGAGGGUAAAUGCAUUUCCAUAGCACAGAAAGGUAAAAUGAACUAUGCUUUCAACUUUGAACUUGUCCCAAAGCAGCCGUGGAACCGUCAGCAGUGGAACCAUGUAGACAUAAGCGAAUUCUUGGAUGCCUUAUCCACAUUUCAAUCAAAACUGGGAUUUCGAAAAUGUCGGCGGUGCAGUGUUAAUGUCAGAUACAACCUGAACCCCACCAUGCAGUAUAAAACAUAUUCACACUUAAAGUUCUAUCUCCAGUUUGUAUUUACAACAACACCGUAUUGUGAACGGAAAUAUUUACUGUCGCGUGCAGAAUGGUUGGAAAAUGGUCAACAUCCGGCUUCCUUAGCGCAGAAUAUUACAUUUACGGCUAGAUAUAUUUGGUCACAAGACGAAUAUACGAAUAUAACCGAAUCGCUUAUUACUGUGUAUCAUAAGUAUCGGUGCCGAGCCUUUGACCCUAGCAGACUUGCUAACUGUCCAAAAAUAACUCUGUCACUGGAUGAAUUUGUUAAGAUUGGAAAUCUGACGAGAACACAGCAACUAAAAGCAGUUCGGAAUGAAUAUGAUGGCUUCGAUGUCUGCCUGGAUGAAUACAAAAGAUAUGUUCACGACAUAAAAUCACACAGUGCUAAAAGUAGAUAUAGCACUAACUUCGUGCUUAUACCGCUGUUUCUGAUUUUUAUUGUUUUGAAAUAAUUGUCUACAUGACCCGUUUUUGGAGCACACUUUUCGAAAGACAAGAAACAUGCGCACCGGCCUAAUUACAACACUGACCUAUGGUAAAAAAUAGCAAGGACUAAAUAUCCAACUGAUAUCAUGUGCUCAAAGCACAGCUAAGUCAAAAUACAUUGCCACAAUUCUGCACGUUGAAUACUCCUAUGGAAUUAAUUGAUGACGACCAUUUUUUUUUACAAAAUUGCAGUACAAAAAGAUAAGCUUUUGUCCAUCUGUGUCGCAUUUUGAGCAGUAUUUAACCAAAUAUCAUAAUCAAAAUUUAAUGCAGUUGCCAGUGAGGCAUUACGUAACGAAAAUCAACUAUGAACAAAGUUAAAUCAGUUCUACAGAAUAUCUUGUAGCAAAGUGAUGUUGCAUUUUUGUAAACAUGAAAUGUUAAGUAGUUAUAUUAUAUUUGUAGUACAUGCACUUUCUGCUACCGUAUAUGCGCUCCUAGCCAUUUGUAUUUUGUCAAUACUCUUUGGUCCUUUAUAUUAUAAUGUACUCCGUGUUUAUUUUAUCAUGUCCACUAGUGCAUCAAUAUAAAUUACUUUAAGGGAAUGAAAAUAACUGGUCAGCUCUUCUUCUGACACGAAAACAACGUUUUGACGCAAACUUAGAUCUACACGUCUCUUUAUAUACCAUUAUGUAUAAUGUACCUAUUCUGAACGCAAAUUCCUUUUCAACUUUUAACCUGCUAAACUGGUUUGUUCGCAGUACUAUUUAAUAUUCGAAGAGGAGUUCACUGAAAAAUUAUUGACUGUAAAGCGAACAGUGCAGACCAUGUGCAGGCUGUUGCAAAGGUAGACUGACUUGCCGCCAGCAGGUUAAAGGUUACAUGUUUUGAUACUACAUGAUACUACAUGUAGUCGAGAAAUUACCAAAUAAUUCUGUUCAUAACUGAUAAACUGCAGACGACACAGAUAGUUACAUGUACAGAAUGGCGGAUAAAAAGCAAGUCGAAUAAACAGCGAGUGAGUUUGGUGUGUAUUUUAUUUUUUUGGCAAAACGGAAAUUAUACAAAUGAUACAAACAGUAAUUACAUAAGAUUACUCACUCUAUGUCGUGAGUAAAUCAAUUAUUCACUAAUUUCAUGUUCCUAACUACAAAAACAACAAACAAAAUAUAGGAUAAAGGUCUUAGUAUUUGACAGCAUUCAAAUGUACAAAAGAUACGAAUAUAUUGGUCUUGUAAAUGCAAGUUUGUAUACUCCAUUUUAAUCGACCUGGCGGGGCGUGGUUUCGCGACGAUCCACUGCAUUACAUACCUCUUCCUUUGUUAGACAGAGGUCUAUAUUUUUCUGAAAGACCUCUUUGAACAAAAGAUGUCUCGUGCAGAGGUCUAGCUGUUCUGGCCGAGACCUGAGCACGUGAAAAAAGUGAUGAAAUAGCAUCUAUUAAACACAUAGAUACGUUUCAAUAAAAUACUUUUUACAAUGAUUUUAUCAUGAUUGAUUAUGAUUACCUAAUGAAAUAAUCAGUGGUUAAUAAACUGAUUUUCAAGAAAAUCGUGCGUAAUUUUAUUAACGUUUCUUGUUAUUGUUAUUAAAUGCAUCUUACAUGUAUGCAUGAUUAAAAUUAGGAAAAAAGCCUAGAUUCCACAUAAAGCCGUAAAAUAUGAGAGAAAAAUUAAUAAGCAAAAAUAAAGAAUAACCGCUCUACCAGUUAGGCAGACAAAAUGUUAACAAUUCACCAUUUUCGAUAUCCUUUAAUUUUGGUUAUUAACCCGCAGAGAACAAUAGAACAGUUGUAUAAUUUCAUCUGUUCAAAUCACAGAUGACAACCUGACAUUUAAAAAAAAUCACCCCUACGCCAAAUCAUGGAUUCGCCUGUGGUUUC